Messenger RNA from Bursaphelenchus xylophilus (pine wood nematode), 518 nucleotides. The record is from the annotation of a GenBank genome assembly. Lineage: Eukaryota; Metazoa; Nematoda; Chromadorea; Rhabditida; Aphelenchoididae.
AUGCUCAAGCCGGCGUUCCUUGUGAUUCUGCUGUUUGGCGCGGUAGAUUCGGGUAUUAUCGGCCGUACCCAGAGCGCUGGUGCGCAGGGAGUGCUGUUAUGCCAUGGCCAAAGAGCGGCCAAUGUGUUGGUGAAGCUGUUCGAUGCGGAUACGGGAAUCGACAGGGAUGAUUUGCUCGCCUCGGGGAAGUCGGAUCAAAAUGGAUUCUUCAGGAUUAGCGGGAGCACCAAGGAGAUUACUAAUAUCGAUCCCAAACUCAACAUUUACCAUGAUUGUAACAAUCAGUUGGUAAGUUUCUAAAUUAGUGAAUCCUUACCACACUGUUUUACUUGGCAAAGUAACUUUAUCGGAUGUCGCAAUAUUCUAAAUUCAAUUUUUAGCCCUGCAAGCGCAAAUUCAGCCUUCCCAUCCCGGAUUCCUACAUCAGCAAAGGCUCCACUCCCCAAAGUUUCUUCCAGGUUCAUUACCUCGAACUAUCCGAGAAAUUCCCCGGUGAGACCAGAGAUUGUAUCCACUAA